AUGGUGAUUCGGUCUUGGGAAAACCAAACAACCAUAGCAGAAUUUGUGCUUCGAGGAUUCUCUUCCAACAGGCAGUUAAAUAUUUCCCUGUUUGUGAUAUUUUUAGUUUUUUACAUCUUAACUGUCUCUGGAAAUAUCCUCAUUGUCCUGCUAGUUUUGAUCAACAACCACCUUCACACUCCCAUGUACUUUUUCCUGGUGAACUUGUCUUUUCUGGAGAUCUGGUAUACUUCCAACAUUGUCCCCAAAAUGUUGUCCAUUGUUAUAGCUGAACAAAAGGCUAUCUCUGUGGCUGGCUGCCUGGCUCAGUUCUACUUCUUUGGAUCCCUAGCAGCAACAGAGUGCCUUUUGCUGGCCGUAAUGUCAUACGACCGCUACCUGGCCAUCUGUCAACCUCUCCGCUACCCUGUCCUCAUGACUGGCCCACUCUGCAUCAAGCUGGCUGUCAGUUCCUGGCUCUGCUGCUUUCUCCUCACAGCAAUCACCAUGAUCCUACUGUCUAAACUAACCUUCUGCGGACCCAAUGAAAUUGAUCACUUCUUUUGUGACUUCACUCCUCUGGUGCAUCUCUCUUGCAUGGAUACCUCAUUGACCGAGACAAUUGCCUUUGCCACCUCUUCUGCAGUGACUCUGGUUCCAUUUCUUCUCAUCACAGCCUCCUACUCUUGCAUCCUUGCUGCUAUUCUGAGAAUCCCAUCUGGCACAGGCCGGCAAAAGGCCUUCUCCACCUGUUCCUCCCACCUCACUGUGGUCACAGUGUUUUAUGGGACACUGAUUGCCACAUACCUGGUGCCCUCAUCUAACUCUUCAAAACUCUUGCGCAAAGGGUUCUCUCUGCUCUAUACCAUCCUGACACCUAUGUUCAACCCAAUCAUUUAUAGCCUAAGAAAUAGAGAUAUUCAUGAAGCUCUGAAGAGGUGUUUGAGCAAAAAAUCAGGUUUCCUCAAAUAA
Molecule: messenger RNA, 951 nt
Organism: Elephantulus edwardii (Cape elephant shrew)
Lineage: Eukaryota; Metazoa; Chordata; Mammalia; Macroscelidea; Macroscelididae
Product: olfactory receptor 11A1-like
Exons: 1
Coding region: 1-951 (316 amino acids)
Biological process (GO): G protein-coupled receptor signaling pathway
Cellular component (GO): membrane
Molecular function (GO): G protein-coupled receptor activity; olfactory receptor activity
Source: RefSeq, a predicted model, not a curated record